AUGGUAGCGGUGUCUGACCAACCAUAUCCGCAAGCUGGACUAACUGCAAAUCAAGAACUUUUGGUUUCUCCGUUGGUUAUUCUUGGUCAGGAAAUUCCUCUUGAAUUUCAAUGGAAUCCUGAGGAUACUUUUCAAGGUUUAAUUAAGGUUCGCUUGGAUGAGCACAGUCAACCUAGUGCAGGGGAUGAUUCCAAACGUGAUUAUGGUGCUCCCGUUUACUACCCCACUUUUGAUAGACUUGGCUUAAUAACUCAAGUUAAACCAGUGGGUAUUUUGCUUGCAUAUAUUCAGGAAACUGAAAACAGAAAUAAUCAAUGUGUACGA
Funneliformis geosporum is the source of this 324-nucleotide messenger RNA. NCBI's taxonomy places the organism in Eukaryota, Fungi, Glomeromycota, Glomeromycetes, Glomerales, Glomeraceae. The record is from the annotation of a GenBank genome assembly.